AUGCCGAAGCCAGUGCAGGACUCUAACGGCAUGUCGACGGAGGAGACCAAGACAUGCGAUCACGGAUGUUGCGCUGAAUGUGCACGUUAUCUCCCAACUCGUGCAACAACCCCUGACAUGACGUUCAGCGAGCUUCGCAAGGGGACCGCCAGUCGCAAGUUUGGGUACAGCUCCGCUACCCGCUCUCAUCGUCGAGGCUCGGCUUUGUCCAAGAUCAACGGACUCCUUCCAGUGAAAGAGGACGCAGAAGCAUUUUCAACGUCGACUUCCGGCUCCUCAUCACAGAGCAGCGUCUCUUACAAGUCGUCUGCCGGUAGCAGCACUUCAGUAUAA
Molecule: messenger RNA, 333 nt
Organism: Colletotrichum aenigma
Lineage: Eukaryota; Fungi; Ascomycota; Sordariomycetes; Glomerellales; Glomerellaceae
Exons: 3
Coding region: 1-333 (110 amino acids)
Source: RefSeq, a predicted model, not a curated record